CUUGCAUGCCUACUAGCAUUAGUGACAUCAUAAUACCGUGCAUCCUUACUUGCAAGCCCACAGUUGCCACAAAGAAAAGCAUUACACCACUGCUGUGUAUAGCUUAGUAACUAGCUGUAUAAGCUUGCAGCUUGUUGCUCAUUGCGCACCUGCGCGACCGAUUACUCCAGCGAUUACUGGUAUAUGAGGCACCAGGAGCCGAGAUAAUUAUCGGAUAAGCAAUGGCCCCGCGAUUGGGAGGCCUUUUGGCUUUUAGGUACCGUCUCGCCAAGUUCGGCGACGCAGCAGACGAGUUCCUCUUCUCCAUUUUCCAGGGCUCUAACGCCGUCACCCCGCCCUCGCCCUUCUCCCAGCGGGGUAAAUCACCGUCCGAUGGCGCCUCCAUAUCCCCAUCUUCGCCUUCCUCUCGUCCUAACAGCGAGGGCGGCCCAAAGCCUUAUGGCGGCGGGGGCUUUCUCGGCGGGUCCAUAAGUGACGCUUACCGUCGCGCACGCGAGGUGUACGACGCUCCGUUGACCGAUCACAUGUACAUCACCGGACCAGCCAUGGCGCCCACACUCAACCGGCGGGGGGCUAAGGACGCCGCUGCUCGCGCUCGGCUGGUUCUGCGGAUGCUGCGACGCCCGGGUCCCCGCAACGUGCUGGUGGGGGACGUGGUGGCCUUCCACUCGCCCCUCGCGCAGCGAGACGACACCACCGCGGUCAUGGUACGCCGUGUGGCGGCGGUGGAGGGUCAGGAGAUGGUGUCGAGCUCCGAAACCGAGCCGCCCUUCAUCAUCCCGCCCGGGCACUGCUGGGUGAUGGCUGAUAACGGCUCCUUGCGGCCCGAGGCGGGGGAGGUGAUUGACUCGCGGUCGUACGGCCACAUCCCCUUUUCCGCGGUCAUUGGGCGUGUGGUGUAUGCGGCCAGCAGCAGCGCGGGAAGUGGUGGUGAGGGGAAGGGGCGGGUAAUGGAGGAGGCGGAUCAUGGGCCGGUGAGGAACAGUCCGG
Messenger RNA from Astrephomene gubernaculifera, 990 nucleotides. The record is from the annotation of a GenBank genome assembly. NCBI's taxonomy places the organism in Eukaryota, Viridiplantae, Chlorophyta, Chlorophyceae, Chlamydomonadales, Astrephomenaceae.